This is a messenger RNA of Cladophialophora psammophila CBS 110553, 3180 nucleotides long. RefSeq lists its product as uncharacterized. Lineage: Eukaryota; Fungi; Ascomycota; Eurotiomycetes; Chaetothyriales; Herpotrichiellaceae. Gene Ontology annotation, biological process: endocytosis; actin filament organization; clathrin coat assembly. The record is from RefSeq and is a predicted model, not a curated record. Bases 1 to 3180 code for a protein of 1059 amino acids. Gene Ontology annotation, molecular function: actin filament binding; phosphatidylinositol-3,4-bisphosphate binding; clathrin-cargo adaptor activity. The transcript has 3 exons. Gene Ontology annotation, cellular component: clathrin-coated vesicle; actin cortical patch.
AUGGCCUAUCCCGCGCUCGCAACCGGCACGGGUCGUAAUAUCGACAUGGCCAAAACCGAAUCGGACCUCGCCAUCAACAUCCGUAAGGCAACGAACAUUGAAGAGACGGCACCCAAGAGGAAACAUGUUCGAUCAUGCAUAGUAUACACAUGGGAUCACCGAUCCUCCUUGUCCUUCUGGGCUGGGAUGAAGGUCCAGCCCGUUAUGGCCGACGAGGUCCAGACCUUCAAAGCGCUGAUCACAAUCCACAAAGUCCUGCAGGAGGGCCACCCGGUGGCUGUCAAAGAGGCGCAACAGAAUAUCAACUGGAUCGAGAGUCUCGCUAGAGGCGUGACUGGAGAAGGACUGCGAGGAUAUGGUCCCCUGAUCCGAGAAUAUGUCUUCUUUCUCCUGGCCAAACUGGGCUUCCACCGCAACCACCCUGAGUUCAACGGGUUAUUUGAGUAUGAAGAGUACAUCAGCCUCAAGUCGAUAAACGAUCCGAACGAGGGCUAUGAGACCAUCUCCGACUUGAUGACCUUGCAGGAUCAAAUUGACACUUUCCAGAAGCUGAUCUUCUCCCACUUUCGUGGCGGCUCCAACAACGAGUGCCGCAUUGCAGCCCUGGUGCCACUGGUUCAAGAAAGCUAUGGCAUUUACAAGUUCAUCACCAGUAUGCUCCGGGCGAUGCACACGACCACGGGCGAUGAUGACGCACUGGAGCCUCUCCGCACUCGAUACGACGGCCAACAUUAUCGUCUUGUCAAGUUCUACUACGAAUGCUCCAACCUGCGAUAUCUCACAUCCCUCAUCACCGUCCCCAAACUCCCUCAAGACCCUCCCAAUCUCCUUGCCGACGACGAAGAAAAGCCCGCCCUCCCCAGGCGACCGGCUAAAGAAAUCGAGAAACCUCCUACUCCGGUGGCGAAGAAUGGGACCCCGGACACGCAAAAGGAUAUCGAGGACUUUUGGACAAGAGAAGCGCAGAGACAACAAGAAGAGUAUGAAGCGGAGCAACGACGGCUGCAACAACAAUGGGAAGAGCAGCAGAGGCAACAAAUGCUGGCGCAGCAAGAAGCGCAGCGCCAGUUUGAAGAGCAACAGAGACUGCAGGCGGAGCAACAACGUCUUGCCCAAGAACAGCUUCUUCGAGAUCAAUACGCUGCACAGACACAAGGUCGUCUGGCUGAGCUGGAGCGGGAGAACCUCAACGCCCGGGCACAGUACGAGCGGGAUCAGUUGAUGCUUCAACAGUACGACCAACGCAUGAAGGCCCUCGAGGAACAGCUGCAACAGCUCAAUGCCAACUUCCAGAUGCAGUCUCAAUCUAAGGACGACCAGAUUGCUGCGCUGCAGGAGCAGGUCAACACGUGGCGAUCCAAGUACGAGGCGUUGGCGAAAUUGUAUUCCCAACUCCGACAAGAGCAUCUCGAUCUUCUUCAAACCACAAAGUCCCUGAAGCUGAAAGCGGCAUCAGCCCAAGAAGCCAUUGACCGCCGAGAACGCCUCGAACGUGAGAUGAAGACCAAGAAUCUCGAACUGGCCGACAUGAUCCGCGAACGCGACCGCGCCUUGCACGAAAAGGACCGCGCCCAAGGUUCCAACCGUGAAGAAGUUGAAAAAUUGAAGCGCGAACUGAGGCUUGCACUGGAGAGGGCCGAGGACGCCGAGAGGUCCAAAGGAUCUGAACUGUCGUCCAUGCUGGCCAAAUACAAUCGUGAAAUGGCGGAUCUUGAAGAAGCCGUCCGCGCCAAGACAAGACAGCUUGAGGAGAUCCGCGCCAAGCAGGGCGAACGCAACUACGACCAGGAAGCCGCUCUCCGCGAGAAGGAUGACGAGAUCGAGAUUUACAAAUCGGGGAUGGAACAGGCGUUGGAGGAGCUCGAAGAACUCAAGCUGGGACACGGCGAAUCAGACGGUGCGCUGGAUGGCGCCAUCGACGAAGUGAUCAAGACGACCGUCGACAAGAUCAACGACAUUAUCGACUCCGUCCUCCAGAGCGGCGUGCAAAGAGUGGAUGACGCUAUGUACGAACUCGACUCUCCCAUGCAAGCCGGAAAUCAAAACGCAACGGCGCCUUACGUCUUGUCCCAGAUCGAAAAGGCCUCGGCCAGUGCGACCGAAUUCUCCACCGCCUUCAAUAACUUUGUCGCGGAUGGACCCAACAGCCCACACGCCGACAUCAUCAAGACCGUCUCCAUUUUUGCCGCGUCCAUUGCCGAUGUUCUGUCCAACACCAAGGGCCUGACCCGCCUCGCAACCGAGGAGAAGAAAGCCGACCAAUUGAUCGACUCAGCUCGGCAGUCAGCCAUUUCCACGGUUCAGUUCUUCCGGAACCUCCAGUCGUUCCGCCUCGAAGGACUUGAACCCGUGCAGAAAACCGAUGUGGUGAUCAACAGCAACCACGACGUGCUCAUGAAACUGCAAAAGCUGUCCAAACUCGCCGAUGCCUUUGCACCAAAGGGCAGCAAGCUCAAGACUACCGGUGACUUGGGUGACCUGGUGGACUCGGAGUUGACCAAGGCCGCCAACGCAAUCGAUGCCGCCGCACAACGGCUCGCCAAGUUGAAGAGCAAGCCUCGCGAGGGUUAUUCGACGUACGAGUUGAAGAUCAACGACUCAAUCUUGGAAGCCGCCAUGACCGUCACCAAUGCCAUUGCACAACUGAUCAAGGCUGCCACGGAAUCGCAGAACGAGAUUGUGCGUGAAGGAAGAGGAUCCUCGUCUCGCACCGCGUUCUACAAGAAGAACAACCGAUGGACGGAGGGAUUGAUUUCCGCUGCCAAGGCCGUUGCCACAUCGACAAACACCCUCAUUGAAACCGCCGACGGCGUCAUCUCCGGCCGGAACUCCCCCGAGCAGUUGAUCGUGGCGUCGAAUGAUGUCGCUGCCUCGACAGCACAACUAGUUGCCGCAUCCCGGGUCAAGGCGAGUUUCAUGUCCAAGACGCAGGACCACUUGGAACAGGCCAGCAGGGCUGUGGGAGCGGCCUGUCGUGCAUUGGUCAGGCAGGUGCAGGAUAUUAUCAAGCAGAAGGCGAAGGAUGAAGGAGAAUCCAUGGACUAUUCCAGGUUGAGCGGACACGAAUUCAAGGUCAGAGAAAUGGAGCAGCAGGUCGAGAUUCUCCAGCUGCGGAAUGCGCUGGAUGCGGCGCAGGCGAGAUUGGCGGAGAUGCGGAAGCUCUCUUAUCGCGAAGACUGA